AUGGAGUCUGAGGCUUCAGGAUCGCCCAAAUGCGCGCUUUGCGACAGGCCGUUGUCAGCAGACCAAGUGGGACGGGCAAAAUGCGGCCACGAAUUCCACAAAGAUUGUAUUGACAAUCUCAUCAAGGCCAAGGGCAGUUGUCCUGGUUGCAAAUCCAAGGGAGAAGGUGCCAAGCCGAAAGCUCCAUCCAGUUCUAAUGAGAAACAGCCAACUAGUGGCACUGAAGCUGAGGUGAUCGCCAAUAUUGUUGCGCAGCAAUUAAAGGCAAUGCAGAAUGACCUAUUAACUUAG
Drosophila biarmipes is the source of this 291-nucleotide messenger RNA. RefSeq lists its product as uncharacterized. Lineage: Eukaryota; Metazoa; Arthropoda; Insecta; Diptera; Drosophilidae. The record is from RefSeq and is a predicted model, not a curated record. The transcript has a single exon. The coding region runs from base 1 to 291 and encodes 96 amino acids.